Molecule: messenger RNA, 446 nt
Organism: Parasteatoda tepidariorum (common house spider)
Lineage: Eukaryota; Metazoa; Arthropoda; Arachnida; Araneae; Theridiidae
Source: RefSeq, a predicted model, not a curated record
ACAAUUAAGGCAUUUUAUACAAUCCUUUCGAAGUGAUUUAUUUCUUCACAUAACACUCAAUCGACUUCAGUCUUAAAAUGUUAUUUUUAAUACUGCUUUCUGCAGCCUUUUUUCAAGGUAUUACCAGUGGUUCCUUAGAAGAAAUUGAGAGUAAUCUUUGUGAAAAAGACCCUUUCGAAGCAUGCAGGUUUAAAAAAAAUGGUACAUUUCCAGAAUCAGCUGAAGAUGUGGACGCCUUGUGUAAAGAUUUGGUACCCUUUCAUCAUUGCAUUUCAGAGUUCUUAAGAAAUUGCGAUACGGAUGAAGGAGAUGAUAUCCCGCAUCGAGGAUUUUUCAAUUUCGGUGCAAUUUUAAUACUCUGCAACAAUCAGUCACGAGUUUACCAAGGUAAUGUACCGCCAAGGUACUAUAUGCAUUAUCUUAUGAAUUUUCAAGUAUUCGUGUGA